AUGGCUCGUACUCGUGCGUCGCGUUCGUCGGGGGCUGGUGCGCCACAGAAGAAGAGCUCAUCGUCCGGCUCCGCCUCGCGCGCCAGCGGCCCAAAGGUCCUGGCCCGCGCUGCCGGCGGCGGUAGCGCCUCCCCGGCCAAGCGCGGCUACGGCCCAAGCAACCACGCCCAGAAGUGCGCGACGCCCCAGUGGCAGCGCAGCAUCAGCGCGGCCAUGCCGGGCCUGGCCCUGAACCCCAACUGCAAGCCGCCUGCGGCCCGCGAGCUCAACGUUGAGGCGACGAGCAGCGCCGAUGAUCGCGAUGUGGUGUCGGCUGACGAGCAGCAGCAGCCUUCGGCGAAGAAGACGACUUCGACGCCGAAGAGGAAGAGGAAGUCGGACAAGGAGGCGAAGGCCAACGAUGACGAAGGGGAGAUCGGCACCAAUCAAAAGAAGAAGCAAAAGAUUAGGAAGACGAAGGAGAGCAACAAGAAGAAGGUGAGGGGGGAGGAGAAGGGUCCGAAGAGGGCGCGGUCGGCCUACAUCUACUUCACGUCGGACAAGCGGGCCGAGGUGAAGGCCCAGAACCCGGAGCUCAAGUUUGGCGACGUCACCAAGAAGCUCGCCGAGGCCUGGAAGGCCCUCUCCCCCGAAGACAAACAGAAAUAUGAGGAGAUGGCGCGUCAGGACAGGGAGAGGUUCGACGACGAGAAGAACGGCAACACCACGAGCACGCCCCGCGAUGCGGAGGACGAAGCAGAGGAGGCCGAGGCCGAGGCGGAGAAGCUGGACCUCAGCGCUGGGGUGGUGCUGGACGACAUGGGCGAAGACAACGACGACGGCGAGGGAGACGACGAAGGGGAGCAGGAAGUGGUAGAGGUGACCCGGGAGACGCCCAAGAAGAAGAGGCGUGUGGUGCUCGAGGAGGACGAGCUCUCCGAGGACUUCUAA
This is a messenger RNA of Acanthamoeba castellanii str. Neff, 930 nucleotides long. RefSeq names its product HMG (high mobility group) box domain containing protein. The coding region runs from base 1 to 930 and encodes 309 amino acids. The record is from RefSeq and is a predicted model, not a curated record. NCBI's taxonomy places the organism in Eukaryota, Discosea, Longamoebia, Acanthamoebidae. The transcript is spliced from 2 exons.